Molecule: messenger RNA, 918 nt
Organism: Penicillium macrosclerotiorum
Lineage: Eukaryota; Fungi; Ascomycota; Eurotiomycetes; Eurotiales; Aspergillaceae
Product: RTA1 domain-containing protein
Exons: 2
Coding region: 1-918 (305 amino acids)
Cellular component (GO): membrane
Source: RefSeq, a predicted model, not a curated record
AUGGAUAUCGUGUAUCAUAACGGCACCAAUGGAUCUAGUCCUUGGGUAGAGUUUUAUCCCUACACGCCCUCCGCAACAGCGGGAUAUGCCUUCAUGGCGAUUUUUGGAAUCGCAACUGUCGUGCACCUCAUCCUCACAUUUCCAUUCCGUGCGGCAUAUUUCAUACCCCUCCUCCUAGGGGGCAUCUGCGAAACAUUUGGCUACUACGGCCGAGCAUGGUCUCAUCAGUCCCGGACCGAAAUUAGUUCCUGGGCCUUGCAAGAGAUGCUCAUCCUCUGUGCGCCGCCCCUGAUAGCCGCAACGAUCUAUAUGGUCCUCGGCCGGGUAAUACGCUCCUUCGAUGCCGAGCACCUCUCUAGCAUGCGCACCAAGUGGCUCACCCUCGUCUUCGUCCUCAACGACAUCCUCUGCUUCUGCACUCAGCUUGGCGGCGCCGGUGUACAAGUCACCGGCGACGCGAACAUCAUGGCCAUCGGCAAGAAAGUCGUGCUGGCCGGUCUCAUCUUCUCGCUGGUCGUGUUUGCCUUCUUCGUGCUGAUCGCGGCAUCAUUCCAUACGCGGCUCGCGCGCUCGCCGACGCCACUGGUGAGCAUGAAUCCGGACCUGCGCUGGCGGCGCUACAUGUGGGCGAUGUACGUCGCGUGUUUUGCGCUGAUGCUGCGCAAUCUGGUGCGGACGAUUCAAUUCGGUGCGAAUCGGCUGUCCCCAUUGAACACCAAGGAGGCUUAUAUCUAUGUCUUCGACGCCUUCCCGAUGUUCUUGACGAUGCUUGUACUGAUCAUUUAUCAUCCGGGACGGCUGAUCAAACAGGCUCGCCAGCGGGCAAAGGCCGCCGAGUUUCACCAGCCUUUGACGAGAGAUCGCGAUUCGGGUCAGCAUGUUUUGUUGACGGAGUAUGAGCCUCGGUCGAUGCCGUAA